AUGCACGAAACAGCACGCCAAGUUCGCUACCAGCUCUUUCAAUACUAUCUGAAAGAGUGUAGACCCCCGACCGUCAUGGAAUUGGCCACGCUCUGCCAUCUGAGCACAGCAGAGAUCCAACAGGUUCUCGAUCAGCUGGAGGACCUGCAUCACAUUGUGCAAUACAAGCAUGAUGGACGCUCGCCGAUGCCUAUUGCCAUGGCCCAUCCCUUCUCCCAUCUCCCAACGACAUUUGCAGUGGCCCAAUGUACCCGACGCUGGUGGACCAAUUGCAUCUGGUGUGCCCUAGGACUAGCCGCCAUGCUCGCUCCCCUCAAAACAACCAUCCUGACUCGCUCGGGCUCCAUCGGCCAGGAACUCGAACUCACAAUCGAGAACGACCAGAUCAAUUGUACCGGACAUGCUGGUGAACAAAUCAGCUCGCACGACUGCCACGCUCACUUCUCCAUCCCGCCCGCGAAAUGGUGGAAGGAUGUGCGCUUCGCGUGCGGGACGAUUCAACUGUUCGCAACUAAGGAAGAGGCGUUGGAGUGGCCGCACAAGUAUGGGUUCUAUUCGGGGGAGGUUAUGACGCUGGAGACGUUGUGGGCCUUGUCGAAGGCUUGGUAUCAUGAUAAGAAUACGUAUGAGUAUGAUAGGAAGACGCCGGAGGAGGUGGAGGUUUUGUUUAAUGAGCUGGGGAUGACUUCGACGUUUUGGAAGGCUCGAUAG
Molecule: messenger RNA, 711 nt
Organism: Aspergillus ibericus CBS 121593
Lineage: Eukaryota; Fungi; Ascomycota; Eurotiomycetes; Eurotiales; Aspergillaceae
Product: alkylmercury lyase family protein
Exons: 4
Coding region: 1-711 (236 amino acids)
Molecular function (GO): alkylmercury lyase activity
Source: RefSeq, a predicted model, not a curated record